This is a messenger RNA of Protopterus annectens (West African lungfish), 2454 nucleotides long. It is a transcript of the gene NOSTRIN, whose product is annotated as nitric oxide synthase trafficking. Lineage: Eukaryota; Metazoa; Chordata; Ceratodontiformes; Protopteridae. Gene Ontology annotation, cellular component: plasma membrane; cytoplasm. Gene Ontology annotation, molecular function: protein binding. Gene Ontology annotation, biological process: signal transduction. Bases 43 to 1722 code for a protein of 559 amino acids. The transcript is spliced from 16 exons. The record is from RefSeq and is a predicted model, not a curated record.
UACAGGUGCAAAGUUAAUCAACAUUACCUGAAAAAUAUCAACAUGAAGGAUCCUCUAACUGGUUGUACUUAUGAUAUAGUCUUCCAAAAUCUAAAGCUUUAUUCCAAAAAUGGGGAAAAUUUUUGCAAGGAACUCAUGGCUGUACUCCAGCAAAGGGCUGACUUGGAAAGCAGCUAUGCUAAAGGCCUACAAAAACUGGCAAGUAAACUUACAAAAGCAUCAGGAAAUGUGAAGCAGAAUUCUAUUUACAAUUCCUGGACCUGCGUUUCACAGGAGAUGAAUGCUAUAGCAGAUCUACAUCGAAAACUGGGUGCUGCAGUUCAGCUCGAAGCAAUUCAGCCUCUGUGUCAAGUUGUUGAGGAUCAUGCAAAGAAAAAGAAACCAUUAGACAGUGCAGUGGCAAAAAUGGCAAAGCUUGUGAACAACAAUUGGAACCAACAAAUCAAGGUCAAGAAGAAACUCAUGAACUGCACCAAGGAACAUGAAGCAAUUUUUCACUUAGUAGAAGACAACAAGCACCUCCUACUGGAAAAAGACAGGCAAAAGUUGCUAACCAAACUGAAGAAAUCAUCGGAGUCACUGACAAAAACAGAUGAUGAGUAUUACCAGCUAAACAUGGCUGGACUUGACACCCGCCUCAAAUGGGAAUCCACACUUGAGCACUGUUAUAAGAGUAUUCAAGAUCUGGAAAAGGAAAGAAUACAACUUUUGUGUAACAUCCUGAAUAAAUACAGUCAACAUGUUUCCAGCUUUGGAGAAACACUUAUUUCAUGUCAGAAACAAAUUCAUGAAGCAAUCAACAAUGUUGAUGCAGAAAAAGACAUACACAGCUUGAUACACGAAACAUCUCUUUUGACAGAAGAAAACAAAUCUGAUUUUCUUCUUGCAGACUAUUAUGAAGAAGACAUUAAAACGGUAAUGGAAUUGGGUCGAAGGAAAUCUUCAAUUGGAAUGAAGGUACAAAGGCUACAGAAUGCCAUAUUAAAAGGAACACGGGACAAAGACGGCUUAGAAAAAAUGAUUAAGAUGUACAGAGAUAACCCUGCGUUUUCAGACAGAAAGACUUUGGAAGAUACUGCAGCCAUACUGGAUGAGACAAACUUAAGGCUGAAUCUCUUAGAAGCCAGUUUAUUCAAACUUACGUGUACCUUAGCUGAUCUUGAAAAGAAGGCAAAGCCUGACCAUCCUGUGAAAAACUGUAUCUCCAAAUGGAAAGAAAAGGAUUGUGAACACAGUACCGUGCAGAUAUCACGGCCUGUGAAAAUGAAAAGGUUGCCACAAAAUAUGAACUUGAUGACAUCUACUACCUCCUUAAGUCAAGCAGACUACCCCAGAGGCUCUCAGCAGCACCUGCAUGGAUCUGUAUCUAACAGCAUGAAACAACUGAGUCUAAAUCUCAGGAAUAGCACUGAAGGAGACAAUGGGGAAGAGGAACUAGAGUUUUCUGCCACGUCAGAUGAAGAAGACUAUGACCAGAGAGACCACAGUGCACAAAGUACUGGGACAAGUGAAUCAAAUAUUGGUACAUGCAAGGCUUUGUAUGAUUAUACGGCUGUAAGGGAUGAUGAGCUCAACUUGAAAGCUGGAGAUUUUCUUAUAAUACAUCAAAAAGAUGAUGAUGGCUGGUGGUACGGAACACUAAAAGAACAGAAAGGUCAUUUUCCAGCGACAUAUGUAGAAGAACUGCCACAUUUCCAGGUCUUAAAAUCAUCUGAAGCUUAAAAAUGGAACUGACAAUGUUUACAGACUUCAGUUUUUGAUGAAAGAAUAAAUUAUCAACAACAUUAGGAAUGAACAGUAUGGGAGUGUUAUUAAGCAAAAAAUCUAAAAGUGACAAAAAUUUAGAGAUACAACAGAUGCUCAUACGAGCAUGCAGAGUUUCAUAUAAAGAAAAAAACACUCUGUUUUUUGCACGUCCUCACAUUCCCAUUAAAAUGAUUCAGCCAGAACUGUUGUAUAUCUACUGUUAGAGAUAAGAACAUCCCACACAUUUAAGUACUUUUUGUAUUAUGAGCCUGCACUGAAAUAUAAUUUGUUUCUGAACAUUAAGACAGUCCAGUUCACAUAUUUGAAGUUUCAUAAAAAAUCCUAUAUUCCAAAUAUUUUAAUUAUACUUUAAAGUCACGGUAUAAUGCAGCAUAUUUAUAGUUUAAUACUAAAUCUGUACAAAUUUUAGAAAACAUCACUGUGUUUAUUGUCUGUUACUUUUAUAUAUAAGGAUCAUAUCACAUCUGAGUGUAAAAUGUAAUUUACUUGCAAAUGCAGGUGUUGGAAAAUGUAGUCUUAGACACAGAAAUUAAUUUAAAAGGACCACAUGUUCUACAUUUAAAUCAGAACUUUAGAAAUAUUACUGUUAGCAGUGUAUAAAAUGACUACAUUUGGAUGACUGGAAUAUUUAUCAUAAUACAAUUAAUGUUUCACUAAAGCUUAACCUAGUUUUGACCAUCAGAUCAA